This is a messenger RNA of Caenorhabditis bovis, 639 nucleotides long. Lineage: Eukaryota; Metazoa; Nematoda; Chromadorea; Rhabditida; Rhabditidae. The record is from the annotation of a GenBank genome assembly.
AUGCCAGCGCUCAAUCAACGCAUUUACGAGUUUUUUCACAACUACAUCGACCGCGGCGUUUGCUUCGUCAUGGGCUCCGUGUCUCUUCUUGCCCUCAUUCUUCUAAUCCCGUUGGUCAUAUUCCCAGUGAAGCCGAAUCCUGAUCUCAAAUACGAAUGUGUCAGAUGCGUUGAUGAGCAAUUCAUUCAAUGCAAGUACCCCUGCCAGAUGAUUGAAAUAUUGUCGAACCAAACCGCAGAGCCGCAAGCUUUCUAUUAUGACUGUGGACCAAAUCCAUCGUUGAGAUGGAGCCCAUCGCGUUACUUUCUUCACUUCGAUGACAUGGUCAUGGAUGGAAUUUACAGAUAUGGAGGAGCAUUUAUGCGAAUGCACAGCUAUCCCAAUGGCACAAACAUCAGUAUGCUGCGUGAUGGACCGCUUCUCGACGGAGUUCAAUGGAAGUAUGUGAUAGGCGCUGUCGUUUUCGAUGCCGUCCUUCUUGCAUUAUAUUUGUACGUCAAGAUUUUCUUUCACUCGAUCGAAGAAGCGGAAAGAGCGGUAACUACAAAAGCGGCAAUCUUCCUGAGCAAGCUAAAAGCUGGCAAGGAGGAAAAUAUGAAGAUUGUAAGCAACGAGCACAAUCCAGUUGUCGAUAUUUAA